CUUCGCGGGGGCUGCUGGGAGCUGUAGUAGGAGGCGGGGAGAAGAUGGCGUCCAAGAUCAGCGUGGUGCUGCGGCCGGUCAAGAGCAUCGUGGUCCGGUUCUGCCCCUUCGAGCCCAACGUGGAGAGCACGAGAAAAUUUCUCCAAUGUAUAUACCAUAAAAAAAUCCAAGCUACUAAUAGAAACUGUGAAGUGACUGCUGAUGUGAGACAUGAUGGAUCUGAACCACUUGUAGAUGUCAUGUUUGCUGAUGGAGAUCGAUUAAUAAUGAAGGGAGCCAACUUGACCACGGUAGAAAUGUUAACAGCAUUGGGGUCCAGAUGUAAUGCAAAAGACCUUAAGGAAGAACAGAAAAGCAAGAAGAAGAGUCCCUGAAGAACAGAAAAACAAGUGUGUUUGCAUUUACGUGUGUUAAAAACAGCAGACUGCACAGAAGGCUUUUCUCCUAUGCAAGAAAAUCUGAGAGAGAUGGCCAAAACACUGACCAGUUUAACAUGCAGAAGAAUGAAGCCUUCCAAUGUUCCCUGUCUUUACCUGAAGAACAUAGUGGAUCAACAAAUCUAACACCAGUGGGUCAGAGUGGCUUAAGAUGCAUGACUGGAUCUCUCUGAGCAGCUGUGUGUCGGACUAAUAUCACGUGUAUUUGCAUAUCAGUGUGAAUAAUACACAUUAGCUAUUAAAUUAAUAUUGCAAUGAAGACAGAUAUCUUUGGACAUUAUUUCCUCCAAAGUUUCUCUAUGUUGUAGUGCAAAACAUUAUUAGAGUGGUUAUUAUUUUUUGAAAACUAUUAAAUUUAGUAAAAAUUUGAAGAAAA
Molecule: messenger RNA, 813 nt
Organism: Neopelma chrysocephalum (saffron-crested tyrant-manakin)
Lineage: Eukaryota; Metazoa; Chordata; Aves; Passeriformes; Pipridae
Gene: MRPL53
Product: mitochondrial ribosomal protein L53
Exons: 3
Coding region: 45-374 (109 amino acids)
Cellular component (GO): mitochondrial large ribosomal subunit
Source: RefSeq, a predicted model, not a curated record